AUGAGACGCCGCGAGGAGAACGAUGAUGCUGAUGUCAUUGCAAAUUGGCUCGUUGAGUAUGGGGUUAGUCUAGACUGUGCAACCAAAAGGGUUACUAUGAGACCGACUGAGAAUGAUGAGGAGGUCAUAAUUGGUGAGCGUCGAGAUUACCUCUCUAAUGUAAUCUCCUCUCUUAUAGUAGAUAAGUUAGUCCAAAAGGGGUGCGAGGCAUACCUUGCUUAUGUAUCUAAUUCUGCUCUCGAAAAGCUUUCAGUGCGAGAUAUCCGCACCGUGAGGGAAUUUCUGGAUGUCUUUUCUGAGGAAUUACCCAAAGUACCUCCAGAUAAAGAGAUGGAGUUUGGAAUUGAUCUAUUACAAGGUAUUGCUUCAGUGUCUAUUGCUCCCUAUCACAUGACACCGAUAGAACUGGCCGAAUUAAAAGUGCAACUUCAGGAACUCCUUGAUAGAGGAUUUAAUCGACCGAGUGUGUCUCCGUGA
Gossypium raimondii (Peruvian cotton) is the source of this 477-nucleotide messenger RNA. RefSeq lists its product as uncharacterized. Lineage: Eukaryota; Viridiplantae; Streptophyta; Magnoliopsida; Malvales; Malvaceae. The coding region runs from base 1 to 477 and encodes 158 amino acids. The transcript has 2 exons. The record is from RefSeq and is a predicted model, not a curated record.